GUAUUAUCGACCUUUCUGAAAUUGUUGGAGAUCUUGAUGGUGUAUUGCAAUAUCUCAAGGGCUUCGUACUCGGAGAACAUUUUCAUGUAAACGCUGUGUGGUCAGCCGGCCAGGCUUGUAGCACGAUAAAUUGCAUCCAACCAGCCACCGGCUGUCAGCCAUGGAUGAACAUGCUGUGGAAAGAAGCAACUUGCUCAACACAGCAAAGCUGGCGAUCAAAUCUCUGAUUGAAACCUCAAUGGCCAGUGGGAUAACUUCUGUUGACGACUCAAACGAUCAGCUUCGUCAAUUUUUCGUCGUCAUGGAGCACGUUUUACAGCAUGGCAUAAAACAGAAACGUAGCAACAUCUUGGGUCAGAAGCGUUCAUUCUUCGCUGUGGCUGAGGCGAUGGAGAGAUAUGUGGCAGGCAGUGGAGAGACUUUGCUGAGUGUACGUAACAUGCCGUCCAUUCGCACAAGUCUGGGCCGUGCCCGUGCAUGGCUGAGGCUAGUGGUCAUGCAAAAGAAACUGGGUGACUUUGCCCGCGAGCUGGUAGAUCGUCGAGAUGUGAUCGAGGAGUGCUACGAGGACUAUGCGUUCUUAGCUAGCGACGACGCGUCAGUCAUUUCCGGCAUGCUACUAGGCCUCAGCGUUUUGGAUUGCAACCUCGACAUUCGCCGCGAAGACCUAGACAAUUUAUCAGCCGUUAUCGAUUUCAGCCGAUUUCUCAAGGAGGGCAACUAUCUGACGAGAUCCGGCCAGGAGCGGUCCGGCAGUCCCAGUGCUGGUGCUGGGGAGAGUACCAUGUCGCAAGGUGACUUGUCUCAGCUCCUUGAUCAGAAAGCCUAUCUGGAAGAAAUGAACACGAAGCUAACGACUAGUGUGGACGACUUACAGUCACGGCUGAGUAUCGCACAGAAGUGCAAUGACAAGCUGCAGGCCGAGCUUGAUCAAACUGCCAGUCGCAUGAAUACGAUCAGCGAGAAACACGAACAGUUUGUCAACACGUCUUCAGAUCAGCAUGCCGGACUCGGCAAGAAGCUGGAGGAGGUGAAAAAGGACAUUGAUGCCGAGCGGCAGACGUACGAGUCUGCUCGUCAGGGCCUCAAUGAGAUGUACACAGCCGUGCAGAAGCAACUGGAGACGGAAAUCAAGAUGCGGGAAGAGCUGGAACGUGAGAUUGAGCUGCAGAGAUCUAUGAAAGGAGAGAGCGAGACGGCUAUGCAACUCAUGGAGACCGCUGUUCACGAGAAGCAGGACACUAUCACAUCACUGCGUCGGCAACUGGAUGAUGUCAAGAAGGCCAACCUUGCUGUGAACGAGCGUCUGCAAACCAGUGAGGAGACCGGCAAGGCCAAGACAUCUCAGCUCGACAUGCUGACAAUCUCGCACACUCGGCUCACUGCCGAUAGCGAACGCCUUCAGACGCAGGUAACUGCUCUCGAUCAGCGCUCCACCGCUGCUGAAGACACGCUGCAGCAGCUUAGUACUCGCUACGCCGAUCUGGAGGUCAAGAAGGCGUCUGCGGACGCCGAUCUGGUGAUUGAGCGUCAGUGGCGUUCAUCGGUUCAGACCGAGCUAGAGCAAGAACGCACCAAGCUGCAAGUGGCCAAUGGAGAGUUGGAGCAGCUGCGUGUCAUCAAGACCCAGUUUGUGGAGUUGCAACGCAAGUAUGCCGACCUUCAGGAGCUGUGCUCCGGGCAGGAGCAGACGCUGGUUGAGCUGGGCAGUCGCCUGCAGCUGUCCAAGCAGGAAGCGGAGGACAUGCGCGAGCGGAGCGAUCAGCUGAAGCAGUCCGCCUGGGCUGACGACAAGCAGGUGACCAGCUGCCGCCAGUGCGGCCAGGGCUUCAGUGUGGCGCGGCGCAAGCACCACUGCAGACAGUGCGGCAUGAUCUACUGCAAUGCGUGUUCCGACAAUCAGAUGGUCCUUGCCGCCUCGUCUAAACCAGUCAGAGUGUGUGAUCAUUGCUAUACUUUGCUAUUGCAACCGACGAAGAGCUCCUAGCCAACUGGCUAAAGCUAGCUCUAUCCAUUCGGAUACAGCCUUUCUUUGACCACAUCAUGCUACGAAAAUUAGUCGUCCACCGUCUGAUGUGUGUGCGCUGUGUGUGUGUGUGUGUGUGUGUGUGUGUGUGUGUGUGUGUGUGUGUGUGUGUGUGUGUGUGUACAUAUUGUAAAUUUCCUAGUGAUAUUUUCAUAUCUCAUGUUUCCUUUAUAUCAAAUCAUGUUGAUCAUGUCAUACUUUUACAAAAAAAUCCUGAUUACGAAUCACUCAUGGUUAUUCAAGUUUAAUACGAAUCACUCAUGGUUAUUCAAGUUUAAUCCAAACAUGUCUUGCUGUCAAACUUAUAAUGCCGAAGUCGCUUCUUCCAAGCUAAUUGUUUCAUGUGUUUGAGCCAGGAUUUCCCGCCUCCCGGUUUCCCCCCCCCCCCCCCCCCCCCCCUAUCUAUCGUCUAUCAUUCGAAUUUGAGCACUUUCCCAGGAGUCACCACAACAUUCUGUGUAUCUAUCGAUUGCGCUCUCUCACUCGCUCGUAUGUCAUUUUUGAUCGGCUUUCUUUCUCAAUUUGAAUGUUGAUUUUCAUCACCCAUUGCCAGGCUUGUUGUAUGUGGAUGCUUCAAGUACAUGCAGCGCAUAUCGUACUUCUUUGCCGCUGACCAUUUUUUCAGUUGCUUGACUUCUCACAUGUGUAUGUAUGUGACUGUACAUGUACAGUGAAAACUGAACACAGAACA
Molecule: messenger RNA, 2717 nt
Organism: Sycon ciliatum
Lineage: Eukaryota; Metazoa; Porifera; Calcarea; Leucosolenida; Sycettidae
Product: RUN and FYVE domain-containing protein 2-like
Exons: 1
Coding region: 161-1987 (608 amino acids)
Molecular function (GO): metal ion binding
Source: RefSeq, a predicted model, not a curated record